Messenger RNA from Schistocerca gregaria, 1260 nucleotides. RefSeq names its product odorant receptor Or2-like. Gene Ontology annotation, biological process: detection of chemical stimulus involved in sensory perception of smell; sensory perception of smell. Gene Ontology annotation, molecular function: odorant binding; olfactory receptor activity. The transcript is spliced from 6 exons. The record is from RefSeq and is a predicted model, not a curated record. The coding region runs from base 1 to 1260 and encodes 419 amino acids. NCBI's taxonomy places the organism in Eukaryota, Metazoa, Arthropoda, Insecta, Orthoptera, Acrididae. Gene Ontology annotation, cellular component: plasma membrane.
AUGCUACUGAGUAAUAUUUCAUGGGUAACACCAUUCGCAAAUAUGAAGGACAAGGACAUCCCCUGGUCGGACACGGCGCUGUGGCUGGUGGCCAGAGUGCUGGCUUUGGGCGGCUCCUGGCGGCCACCCGGGGUUCCCGGCUUCACCCUGUACCGGGUCUGGGUGCUCUUCACGCAGUUCAGCUUCCUCUACGGCCAGGUGCAGGGGGUGUUCUACUUCUGGGGCGACGCCAACAAGGUGAUCCAGGACGUGUGCCUCCUGGUCACGACCAUCCUGGGCAUCAUCAAGUUCAUCAUCUUCGUCGCCAGGCAGGAGGACGUGUUCAAGGUCGUGCGCACCGUCGACGACCGCAGGCGCGAGCAGCGCGCGCUGGGGAACCCGCGCAUCGCGGCCAUCCUGGCCAGGUCGCACAGGUCGGCCACGCGGAUCACGGUGCACAUGGCCCUCGUCGGCGGCUGGCUGCCCGUCGUCUUCGCCAUCACGCCCUCCGUCAUCCGCGCCUUCGGCGUCGGCCCGCCGGAGCGCGAGCUGCCCGCCACGGCGUGGUACACUGGCCGCGACUCCGUCACCCCGGUCUACGAGCUGCUCUCCGUGCUGCAGUACUUCAGCAUGCAGUACUCGCACUUCGCCGCCAUGUGCAUCGACCUCUUCUUCGCGUGCCUCAUCAUCCACGUCGCUGCCCAGCUGGAAGUCCUCAACGUCAGGAUCACGCAAAUUCGGGAGGACAUCUACCGUAACGGACAUGUAAGUGAGUCACCAGCAGGCACCAGGGACGAGGGAACAGAGGAAGAUUCCGCAUGGAGAGAACUGUGUGAGUGCGUGGAGCACCACAAAGACGUCAUAAAGUUAGUAGGCGACUUGGAGGGCUUAGCAAAUAUUGUUAUUCUUUCCCAAUUCAUGGGAGCCACAAUUAUCAUCUGCGUGACAUUAUUCGUAAUUACAACCAGCAAACAACACUUCGCUGCCCUGGUGAAACUAGAUGGGUACCUUGUGGUGGUCGUGUACGAAAUAUUCAUGUACUGCUGGUUCGGUGACGAUAUUAUGUACCAGAACUCCCGUCUGGUGAAUUCUGUGUACAUGUGCGGGUGGCCAGGAGCUCCACAGAAGAUGCAGAAGGCUCUCAUAACUAUUCUGCUGCGAGCUCAGAGGCCUCUUGGGGUCACUGCUGGGAAAUUCUACCACGUUUCACGCAGGACAUUUGUGAGCCUGUUGAAGGCGUCCUACUCUUACUACGCGCUGCUCAACCAGAUGAACAAAUGA